AUGAAAAACAAUGCAGAUGUUGAUAUAGAUGAGUCUUUGUACUCGAGGCAGCUGUAUGUGGUUGGAAAGGAAGCGAUGAAAAAAAUGAUGGGAAGCAAGGUUCUUGUGAUGGGGCUGGACGGCCUUGGGCAAGAGGUUGUGAAGAAUGUGUGCCUUGCGGGGAUAAGCAAGGUAGCACUUUUUGACGACAGGGCGGUAUCUGAGGAGGAUUUGUGCAGCGGAUUCUAUCUUCGAAAGGAAGACAUAGGGAAGCCCAGAGAUGCCAGUGUGGUGGGUAGGUUCCGGUCGAUGAAUGAGUAUGUUGAUGUUGAUGUUGUCAGCGAUGUAAAUAGCUUUGAAGGAUAUGAUAUUGUUGUUGCAUGCAACGAAAGCUAUGGAGAGCAGAUAAGGCUGAACGAGAUGGCAAGGAAGGACGGGUGUAUGUUCAUCGGAUGCCAGGUCAGGGGCCUGUUUUCACAGGUGUUCUGUGACUUUGGAGCGGAAUUUGUCUGUGUGGACAGGACUGGCGAGAUACCUGCGAGUGGGAUGAUCAACGACAUAAGCGAGGAUGGCGUGAUGACUGUUGUUGAUGGACAGAGGCACAAUCUCGAAGACUACGACAUAAUCAAGAUAACCCAGUGCGACGAGUACGAGGGGAAGUACUUCCGGGUCAAAGCUGUGUCUCCGACCCAGGUGAUGCUGCAGAGUAUCGAUGGAGUCAGGAUGUUUGAGGAGGAGAUGGAGUUCAAGGCAGAAAAGUUCAAGCCCGUUUAUGGAGGAGACUUUGAGCAGCAGAAAAAGCCCAUCAUGAUAUCCUUCAAGCCUCUUGGAAGAACGAUUGAUGAACCUGGGAUUCUUGGAUUCAACCAUGAGGUCGAGGAGAGGAGUCUUGUUAUUCACAAGUGCUUUGUUGCGCUUGGAGAAUACAUGGAGCAGAGCGGGCAGGAGUUGAGUGGAGAGGGGUUUCUGUCGUUUUUUGUCAAAAAGUACAAAAGCCACUUUGAGUUUGAGGCUCUGAUACGGUCCUUUGGAAAGCAGUGUGGGGGAAUGCUUAUGCCGAUGUGCUCUGUGAUUGGUGGAUUUGUGGCCCAAGAGGUUUUGAAGGGAGUGGGAAGCAAGUUCACGCCCCUGCACCAGUUCUUCUACUUUGAUGCUGUGGAUGUGAUCCCCAAUGACCCUGAGGACGAUGGGAGGGACUAUGGGCGGUACGGACCGAUGGUAAGAUGCCUCGGCAAGAGAUGUGUUGAAAGGCUCUUUGGGCUGCAUGUUUUCAUGGUCGGAGCCGGGGCGAUUGGGUGCGAGCACCUGAAGAACAUGGUCAUGUGCGGGAUUGGGAGCAAUGGAAGGAUAAGCGUCACCGACAUGGAUGCUAUUGAGCAGUCUAAUCUGAACAGGCAGUUCUUGUUCAGGUCUGGGGAUGUGUCGAGCAUGAAGGCAGAGAUUGCGGUCCGGGAGGCCAUGCUACUAAACGAGGACUUCCUGAAGGUUCCUAGAAGAGCUGAUUCGGAGGAGCCUGAAAGAGGAGUCUCGGAGAUGACGAAUGGGAUAUCGUGCAUCGGCUCCGCGCAGCCGAAUCUCAUCUACUACAACCUGAAGGCUGGGAAGGAAACAGAGACAGUGUUCAGCGACAGGUUUUUCCAGUCUGUUGAUGUUGUGGCAACUGCAUUGGACAACGUGGAUGCAAGAGUGUAUGUUGAUGGAAGGUGUGUUGUGAAUAGGAAGUUCAUGGUCGACGCAGGAACAUCAGGGACAAAGGGGAAUGUACAGGUUGUUGUACCGUUCCACACCGAAAGCUACGGGUCGAGCCAGGAUCCCCCGGAAAAGUCCAUUCCCCUGUGCACAAUCAAAAACUUCCCAUAUGCUAUAGAGCAUACGAUCGAGUGGGCAAGAAGUGAGUUUGAAUUCAAGUUCCAUGACGAGAUACUCCUUAUAAAAGAGUAUCUGAGUAGAGAGAAGGAGGGCACCUCUGAGGAAGAAAGAGAAGAAGAGCCCAGCAACGAAGCUAUGGAAGAUGUUGUCGACAAAAUACCUACUAAUGGCAAGGAGUGCAUUCGAAACGGAAUCUUGCUUUUUGUCAAGCUGUUCCACACGUCGAUCAAGAACCUCAUAACGGCAUUUCCUCCAGACUCAAAGACAAAGGAGGGCCAGCCGUUCUGGAUGCCUCCAAAGAGACCUCCUAUGACGGUCAGCUUCGACGUUAACAACGACCUCCAUAUCCUGUUUGUCCAGAGCGCUGCAAACAUAUUCAGCCUCAACUUUGGAAUCAAACAGCAGAUAUCGAAGGAGAUGGUUGUUGAGUUUGUGAAGAAUGAGAUCCUGGUGGAGGAGCUUUCAAGCGCAGCAGACAACACCUGCGUGGAGGAAUCGCCAAGGCCAUGCAUAGAUCCUUCUGCAAUAGUGCCCUGCAUCUUUGAGAAGGACGACGACACAAACUUUCAUGUGGACUUCUUGUAUGCAGCAGCCAACCUGAGGGCAAUAAACUACAAGAUAAAGCAGGCAGACAGGCUCACUGUGAAGGGAAUUGCAGGAAGAAUAAUCCCAGCCAUAGCAACGACAACAGCCGUUGUUUCUGGGCUGGCAGUUCUGGAGAUGAUAAAGUAUGCCCUGGGAGUGGAUUACACAAAGCACAAAAACUCGUUCCUCAACCUGGCUCUUCCUUUCUUUGCUAGCACAGACCCUGUGGAGCCUGUAAAGCACUCUUACAAGAUCGAGAACAAGAAGUACACAUUCACACUGUGGAACAGGCUGGAAUACAAGGACUCCAAACUGGGAACAAUCCUCAAAGCCUUUGAGAUCCAGUUCAAAAGGAAGAUAUCGAUGGUGACGGCAGGAAACUCUCUGAUCUACUGGGACUUCGACUCGAAGUAUGCAGACAACCUGGAGAAGACCGUUGGAGAAUUGGUCAACAGAAGGCCAGACGAGAUGUUCGUUGUGCUGGACGUGAUAACAGAUGACGACGAGGGCGAGUUCCCUAGAAUAGUGGUCGUCUUUGAAUAA
Messenger RNA from Encephalitozoon cuniculi GB-M1, 2976 nucleotides. RefSeq lists its product as uncharacterized. Gene Ontology annotation, molecular function: SUMO activating enzyme activity. Gene Ontology annotation, cellular component: SUMO activating enzyme complex; cytoplasm. NCBI's taxonomy places the organism in Eukaryota, Fungi, Microsporidia, Unikaryonidae. The coding region runs from base 1 to 2976 and encodes 991 amino acids. The transcript has a single exon. Gene Ontology annotation, biological process: protein sumoylation. The record is from RefSeq and is marked provisional.